CACGCUAGUAGUAACAGGUGCCUUACUAUAUAGUAGUAACAAGACGCUACUAGUAACGUUUCUCUCAUCUCUCGACAUGCUUGACAAAAGACCACUCAACAAUGACGGCCAACGAAAUGUACCGACAGCACCUUUUUGCUUUGGGCAUCGCGCCAGUGGUCGAAGCACCACUGUCAUUAGAACAUUCGAGAUGUUAUUCAACCAGACAUGCCGUGCUGGCACCUUAGGAUAACAAAGGCACUGGACAUGCCUGAAAAGCAUCUUCAGCUGCAACGUUGCCCCAAAACUCCCCACAUGUUGCUAUUCUCAAAUCAAAGUUCAUCUGCUUGGUAAACAUCUUCUGCUUGGCGCAAAAAGUUGGCGCCGGGUUUGCGAUUGCCUCUGGAAACACUUUUGGUAUGACUCCACCGCUCCAAGUACAAAUGUUUGUAAGAUUCCGGUGUCACAAACAUCGUUAAAAUGACACUUGGGCGUGCCAAGCAGUACAGAAUCGUGACAUGGGCAGGCCUUCACCUGCUUCGACAGGCCGAAGACGAAGGACCAAAAAUGGCUGAAAACGUGCAAAAUGUUUGAAAAAUGGUUGAAACUAAAAAUGCUUUGAGGUUCAAGGCCAACUGCUUCUCAGUUGCACAUGGUCGAAGCCCGAGAAUCAGAUCAUGCACGGUCGCAAGAGCGAUUUUUUAUUCGGACUUCAACGGUCAAACUGCUCCACUUCGCUAUCCGAACGCAAAGUCUAGAACGUUUGAAAAGCAAAAGGAGGUGCAAAACGGAAAGAGUUGCGCAAGUCUAGCAACUUUUUGGAUAAUUUUUCGCUAUCCAAAUGCAGUUUGGAGCGAAGUUGAUGCAACACAACACGGGAAGUCGAUCCAGUUGAUCCAGCGAUGGCUUGUUGCGCAGUCAAAAGAGGAGUAGGGCAUUCGAAGAGGCCUGCCGAUGUUAAAAACAUUUGCUAUAUAUUUGUGCAAGGGCCGCAAGGAGCUACGCUUUAAGCUUCUGUGUGUCUUGAGUUAAGGGGCUAUGCAGCAAUGCAUAUAUCAAGGGACAAGAAAGAUGAUGCAAAUCAUGCCCUCCAGACACUUGGGCAAUUCCCCGUUUCCUCACCAUCUUGAAAAUUGGAAACCAGCUUUGCUCAUCACAUCUCCACAGGACUAACGCUGCAGUGUCACACGCCACAAACUGAAACCCCGACGCCGGAGUUUGAGCGCACAAGCUGGUAGCGAGGCUCACGACGGGGGCGCCUGUCGAAGGUUCACCCCAUGUGUUCAAAAGCCGUGAACUAGCAAGGACGCCACUAGGAGCUCCUGGCCUUACUGCUAGGAACAAGAAGCUACCAGGGACUCCUGACAUCGCUACUAGGAGCAAGGACGCUACUAGGGGCAAAGGGCAUCGCUAUUAGGAACAAGAAGCCUCAUUUCACCUUUUCACGGCAAGACAGAAAUCGAUCAGCGUCCUUGCUCCUAGUAGCAAGGCCAGGAGCCCCUAGUAGCGUUCUUGUUCCUGCUUUGCAAACCUUCAGUACACCUUCAGGAUGACUUUCUGAGCUUUGCAAACCCCUUGCAAGCUCUAGGCUGAGGCUGCACCCUGGGCGCACUCGAAUUUGGAACGCGCACUUUCUGAGAGGCACAGUUGACAUUUUGGUCUCAACUGGCGGCCUGGUCAGCUGAGAAUCAAAGGAGAUACCUGACGCGAUACCUGAUGCGAUGCCAGCACUCCCAUCAUGGCAUUCACCCAGUCUAUGUGUUCAAUACGUACAGCUUGCGCUACACGCAUGCCUCACAACUCCCCUUACAUGAUUCAGUUGUUGCUCAUACCCAGGCUCCAUAUAUGACACGGCC
Molecule: messenger RNA, 1835 nt
Organism: Durusdinium trenchii
Lineage: Eukaryota; Dinophyceae; Suessiales; Symbiodiniaceae
Source: the annotation of a GenBank genome assembly